Molecule: messenger RNA, 2858 nt
Organism: Taeniopygia guttata (zebra finch)
Lineage: Eukaryota; Metazoa; Chordata; Aves; Passeriformes; Estrildidae
Gene: AFG2A
Product: AFG2 AAA ATPase homolog A
Cellular component (GO): cytoplasm
Molecular function (GO): ATP binding; ATP hydrolysis activity
Source: RefSeq, a predicted model, not a curated record
AUGGCGCUGAGCGGGGCGGGGAGCGGCCGCCCCCGGGGCGGUGCCGGCCUCUGCUCCGGAACCGCUCUGCGCCGGCCGCGGGCAAUGUCCGCCUCCUCUUCCAGAAGGAAGAGCAAGGGGCGCCCGGCUGCGGGCGGCGGCUCCCCGCGGGAUGCUCCCCUCGGCGCUGCCGCGGGCGGACCGCUGGUGCUGCGCGUCGCCGACGCCGUGGAGGCAGGAGAUGACAAAGUCCCGAAGAUGCUGCGCAGAGCGCUGGCGCAGCUGUCGCUCAGCAGCAUGAAGGCUGCGGAUCUUUGCAUAGGGAGGCCGGCCCUGCUCACCUCCGCUGAUGGGCGGCAGGAGGUCUGUAUUGCUUGGCCCACCACAGGCUUCCCAGGGGGGAAAAUUGGGCUGGUUGAAACCACACAGAAAAACCUGAAAGUAAAUCUAGGUGAUGCCAUCACUGUGCAGCCUGUGACCGGUGCAGUUAUCCAGGCAGAGGAAGUCGAUGUAAAGUUGAGGGACAAAGAUGCCACUGUUAAUGCUGAGGAAAUGUCUGUCUGUCUGCUGAGAAACCUUGAUGGGAAAAUAGUCCUGCCAGGAAACCUCUUGGCUUUCACUUAUUACGGCAAACUUUGCAACAUUGUGGUGAUGAAAGUGAAGGGGACUGACGGUGCAGAGCUGAUUGCCCAGGGCAGCGCCAUUCCUGGUGAUUCCAACGAGCCAGACCUUGAGAGAUCUGAUUUGGAGGGCAGUGCUUUGGACUUGUCCUUACAGCUCAGCAGGAUGGACAUUGGUGACAGUCCGGAGGUUGCCUCCAUGCACAGCCCGAGCAAAGCCGUGGAGCCAGGCUCACCAGUCACACCCAGCGCUCCAGACUUCGGGCAUGGAGACAAAACCAGCAGGGGAGAUGGUGCAGACCUCACCCAAGAUCUGGAGUUGGCUGGGGAAGGCAGCACUGAGGGACUCACACUAACUGGCAAGAUGGGAGCAAUGAGCAAUACAGAUUGUUUUUACUUCAUUUCUUCAAGAACUAAAAUCAAUUUUGUUGAACCAAGGACCAGUGUAGCAGAGGAUGGCAAGUGUCAGUCCCAGGUCACCUAUGACAUGAUAGGAGGCUUAAGCAGCCAGCUCAGAACUAUUAGAGAAACUGUUGAACUGCCCUUGAAGCAACCUGAACUGUUCAAGAGUUAUGGGAUCCCUCCUCCUCGAGGAGUGCUGCUCUAUGGCCCUCCAGGAACUGGGAAGACCAUGAUUGCCAAGGCCAUUGCAAAUGAGGUUGGCGCUCACGUUACUGUCAUUAAUGGCCCUGAAAUCAUAAGCAAGUUUUAUGGGGAGUCUGAGUCGAGGUUACGUCAAAUAUUCGCUGAAGCUUCUCUCUGUCGCCCCUCAAUUAUAUUUAUAGAUGAGUUGGAUGCACUCUGUCCAAAGAGAGAAGGGACUCAGAAUGAAGUGGAAAAGAGAGUUGUUGCUUCACUGCUGACAUUAAUGGAUGGCAUUGGCUCAGAAAGCAGUGAAGGGCAGCUGUUGGUCCUUGGGGCCACCAAUCGCCCUCACGCCCUGGAUGCAGCGCUGCGCAGGCCGGGGCGUUUCGAUAAGGAGAUAGAAAUUGGAAUUCCCAAUGCCCAGGACCGUCUGGACAUUCUCCAGAAGCUUCUCAAGAAGGUUCCCCAUUCGCUCACAGCAGAGCAGUUGGCACAUCUGGCUGAUAGUGCACAUGGUUACGUGGGUGCAGACUUGGCAGCGUUGUGCAAGGAAGCAGGUUUGUAUGCGCUGCGGAGAGUGCUGGGGAAGAGGCCAGGCCUGUGGGACACCGCAGUGGCUGGGUCAGUGAUGAUUGCUUUCAAUGACUUCCUGCAGGGGAUGAAUGAUGUCAGGCCCAGUGCCAUGAGGGAGGUGGCAAUUGAUGUGCCAAAAGUAUGUUGGUCAGACAUAGGAGGACUAGAAGACGUCAAGCUGAAGUUGAAGCAGGCAGUGGAAUGGCCUCUCAAACAUCCAGAGUCCUUCAUCCGAAUGGGGAUCCAAGCUCCCAAGGGUGUCCUGCUUUAUGGACCUCCUGGGUGCUCAAAAACCAUGAUAGCAAAAGCUUUGGCUCAUGAAAGUGGCCUCAACUUCUUGGCAGUGAAGGGGCCUGAGUUGAUGAAUAAAUAUGUUGGUGAGUCUGAACGAGCAGUGAGAGAGAUCUUCAGGAAAGCCAGAGCAGUAUCUCCUUCAAUUCUUUUCUUUGAUGAAAUAGAUGCCUUGGCAGUAGAAAGGGGAAACUCUUCAGGUGCUGGGAAUGUAGCAGACCGUGUCUUGGCUCAGUUGCUGACAGAAAUGGAUGGGAUAGAACAGCUGAAGGAUGUGACAAUUCUGGCAGCCACGAACAGACCGGAUAGGAUAGACAAGGCCCUGCUGAGGCCGGGGCGAAUAGACCGAAUUAUCUAUGUGCCACUGCCAGAUGCAGCCACUCGCAAGGAAAUCUUCAGGCUUCAUUUCCAGUCCAUGCCAGUCAGCGAUGAAGUCUGCUUGGCUGAGCUUGUGGAGCACACACAGAAGUACUCGGGAGCAGAGAUAACAGCAGUGUGCAGGGAAGCAGCCCUUCUAGCUCUUCAGGAAGACAUCCAUGCCAAAUCUAUCACAGGCCGGCACUUCCGGAGCGCGCUGACGGUCGUGAGCCCGAGGAUUCCCGACUCGUUAAUCCAGUUUUAUGCAGAUUACCAGCAGCAAAGUGGACUGCACGCGCUCUGAAAGGCAAAUUAAUACAUACCCCAUUCACUGUGUGAAUGGCAGAUUUCCUUUGUGAAGCUGUCAGAAGCCAAAGAGUUUUGUACUGUGAGCAAGUGGAGUGUCUGGAGUUAACUGAAUGCAAAAUUGCUGUAAUAAAAGUCCCUGUGGAA